AUGCCGUCGCUCCAGAGCCUUCCACCGGAAAUUCUUCUUACUAUAGGUGAUCAUCUGGAAGAAAGGGAUAUCUACACUCUGCUUUUCGUUAAUCGCCGCUUUGCAAGCAUGUUUUUGAAUUACCUUUACCGUCAUAACCGUAUCCACCAAGACUCCCCUGCCCUCCUCUGGGGCAUGAAUGAUGAGAACGAGGGCGUGGCGAGGCGUGCUCUCGCUCAGAAUCCUAGCUGGUGCCCCGAGUCAGAGCGGGCGCAUUACUUUCGGUUUCUCUCCCAUCUCUGUGUCAGCCGUGGGCAGCAUAGAAUUGUUCCCAGCUUACUGAGGCACCAGGUCUGCCGCUGUUUACAGCCUUGCCUCGAAGACACAGAGUCCCUGGCCAACGACCUUGGAUAUUAUGAUCUUGCCGACGAGAUGAUGCACUGCCGUUUCGAUAACAAUCAGCGUGAUUGCUGCUCUUAA
This is a messenger RNA of Penicillium waksmanii, 459 nucleotides long. RefSeq names its product F-box protein. Gene Ontology annotation, molecular function: protein binding. The coding region runs from base 1 to 459 and encodes 152 amino acids. The transcript has a single exon. Lineage: Eukaryota; Fungi; Ascomycota; Eurotiomycetes; Eurotiales; Aspergillaceae. The record is from RefSeq and is a predicted model, not a curated record.